Molecule: messenger RNA, 453 nt
Organism: Anopheles gambiae (African malaria mosquito)
Lineage: Eukaryota; Metazoa; Arthropoda; Insecta; Diptera; Culicidae
Exons: 2
Coding region: 1-453 (150 amino acids)
Source: RefSeq, a predicted model, not a curated record
AUGUAUGACGGUGUGUUGGACAUCGCCCUGCCGCCCGAUGCGGAGAUCCUGGGGUAUGCCGACAACCUGGUGCUGCUGGUCCCAGGCAUAACCCCAGACACCGUGAAAGCUGCUGCGAAAUUGGCGCCGGCGAAAACGGAAAUGGUCGUUAUUUCCAGCACCAAAGCCCCGACGCAGAUCACCUUCCGAGUAGGCGACGUGGACGUCACCUCGUCCCGCUCGAUCCGCUAUCUCGGCGUGACCCUCCAAGACAAGCUGUCGUGGCUGCCGCAUGUCAAGGAGGUCACCGAGAGGGCUGGGAAGAUCGCCGACGCCACAUCCAGGCUGCUGCGAAACCAUAGCGGACCAAGGGCGUCGAAAGCGAAGCUGCUAGCUUCGGUGUCCGAGUCCGUUAUGCGUUAUGCAGCACCAGUUUGGUGCAACGAGCUGCGGAAACGCGAGCCCGGCCGCUAG